Messenger RNA from Drosophila mauritiana, 2276 nucleotides. RefSeq names its product synaptosomal-associated protein 25 (gene Snap25). The coding region runs from base 122 to 760 and encodes 212 amino acids. Gene Ontology annotation, cellular component: plasma membrane; SNARE complex. The record is from RefSeq and is a predicted model, not a curated record. Gene Ontology annotation, biological process: exocytosis; synaptic vesicle fusion to presynaptic active zone membrane; synaptic vesicle priming. Gene Ontology annotation, molecular function: SNAP receptor activity; syntaxin binding. The transcript is spliced from 8 exons. NCBI's taxonomy places the organism in Eukaryota, Metazoa, Arthropoda, Insecta, Diptera, Drosophilidae.
UGAACCACCUGAUUUUGUUUCAAUUUGGUGUUUAAUAUUUAUACAGUUUGGUGUAUUUUGGUAUCAAAAGAUACGUAAAAAAAUCCUUUUUCUUUUUCUACCAGCUAUUUAGAAAGUCAGAAUGCCAGCGGAUCCGUCUGAAGAAGUGGCUCCUCAGGUCCCAAAGACCGAGCUAGAAGAGCUGCAAAUUAGUGCGCAAGGAGUAGCCGAUGAGUCCCUGGAAAGUACGCGACGUAUGCUUGCUCUGUGUGAGGAGAGCGCGGAAGUUGGAAUGCGAAGUAUUGUUAUGUUGGAUGAGCAAGGAGAACAACUGGAUCGUAUUGAAGAAGGAAUGGAUCAAAUUAAUGCAGAUAUGAGAGAAGCAGAAAAAAAUUUAAGUGGAAUGGAAAAAUGUUGCGGCAUUUGUGUUCUUCCGUGCAAUAAAAGUCAAUCAUUCAAAGAAGAUGAUGGGACCUGGAAAGGCAAUGAUGAUGGAAAAGUUGUAAAUAAUCAGCCACAGAGAGUGAUGGAUGAUAGAAAUGGCAUGAUGGCGCAAGCGGGUUAUAUUGGAAGGAUAACGAAUGACGCUAGAGAAGAUGAAAUGGAAGAAAAUAUGGGCCAGGUAAACACAAUGAUAGGCAAUCUCCGAAACAUGGCAUUGGAUAUGGGCUCUGAGCUGGAAAAUCAAAAUCGUCAAAUUGAUAGAAUAAACCGGAAGGGCGAAUCUAAUGAAGCGCGGAUAGCAGUUGCUAAUCAAAGGGCACAUCAACUAUUAAAGUAAAAAGAUUGAAGAGCGACUAGGAUAUACAUAAACAUUUCAACAAAAGAGAUUCUGAUUCAUAAGUGUGCAAACUAGCCCUUUCUGUCUAUGAUUUAAGCCCAUCUAUGUGCUCCAAAAAGUUAUAUAAAACUGAACACAUCUAAAAAAACAAAAAAAACACAGUAUGUUCAAAACAUUUUAAAAGUGCUUAACUUACCCCUCUGUUGUUCUAUAUUUUUUUCGAGAUGUCACUGUUCAUUUUAAAGGUAAAAUCAUAUUAAUGACGAUCUUAACUACAUAAGCAUAAAUAAAAACGAGGGGUAAUUAUAGAACCAAUAAAAGAACCAAUAUUUUAUGUUUUAAUCCACAGUAUUCAAUAGUAGUUUGUGACGCGUAGUAUAAAUCUAUUCAUAAUACUAGCAUUUUAUUUCGCAUCUCCAAGGGAUUUAAUAUUUAGUAUUCGUUUACAUUGCUUGACAAGUCGAUAUUAGUCAUUUUCUUCACUUUUUAUAUGUACUGAUGGCGUUUUUUGUUUAAGGCUAUUGUUAAAACCUGUACAAUCAUCGUUAAACUUUUUUCAUACAAACGGGUUGCUUCGGGUUGCUUAUCGUCCAUAAUAAAGUUUGGAUAAUAAUAUAUAAUAAUUUAAAAAUUCUUGCCAUAUCGGCUGAUGUCUCAAAUUCCGAGUAUUUUCAGCUGUUCGAGUAUUUAAAUUUUGCUUAAAUUUUAUUUUGCCUAUCAAAUAUUUAUAAAGAACAAUAAAUGUUAUUUGUGGCUUUGUAUUAGAAACACCUCUAUGCACACGAUUUGUAGUAUAUAAUAAAAAUAUGUAAAUACAUUAAAUUAAAAGGGAUAGUAGCAUCGCAAGUCAACGUUAAUAUAACCUUGCAAACGGUUCUAAUGGUUUUAAGCUUAACUCGCAUAAAUUUGUAUAGACUUCGAGUAAAAGAGUAUAAAAAUCCGUUAACACUAUAUAGAAUAUAAAUAAAACAAUAUUUAAAAAAUAGGUACUUUUCCCUUAUUUAAAGGUAUGACUUAGUUUUAGGUAUCUGGUGUUUACAUUACCAGUCUAAAAGUAUUUUUAUCAAAUUGAGUACACAUCAUUAUAAAUUGAAAGUAAUUUUAUAUCAAAAAUUAAAUUUUUUGUAAUUGACGCAAACUGUUCAUGGCUAUAUCGACAAGUUGUUACAUAAUAGUAUUUAUUAAAAUAUAACGCUUAGUAAGUGGCUAUGAAUUGCAAAAAUGUUGUUUGCUACAUUAACGCUACAUAACUCAUAAGUUAUGUUCAUGAAAAAGCACAAGAAUGUCCUAUAAUUAAAAUUUUAUUUUGAAACCUUUUAGACGAAGAAGUUGUUACAAAUUCAAACAUACCUCUAACAUACAUAAAUUGUUAUCUUACAUAAUACUGAAGUCAGGGUUUAUUAACAUUUUUUGCUCACUUUAAAAUGUUACUAAAUCCCUCUAAUGAAUGUUACAAACAAAAAUUUAUAAGUUCUGAAAACUGAAAUAAAUUAUUGGUCUAUGCACAUAACUUUGA